UUAAGUGAGGUGAAAUUUACUACAGUUUGCCAGCUAUAUAUCUUAACUAUUAAGUUAACUAUCUAAAUAAGUUCUCUCCAGCUGGGUUUUGCUAACGUUAACUAAGUGGCUGAUGUCAAGCUUCUUUGUAAUAGCAGCAGAGACAUUCCCCUCUUGGAUUAAGAUCCAAGCUGCCUAAUAUUAGUUUUUUUGUGUGCUGCAAACUGUGUUUUGAGAUACUUUAUGAGCUUGGUUCUCUGUCCUAGGAGUAAAUGUUUGCAUGCACUCGUUAGCAUUUACCUAGCAUCCACUAUGAGAAUUCCUUAGUACUUGUUAGAAUUUUGUUAAAAUUCUGGUUCUGGGAUGUUUUAUGUGUGUGUUUCCCUGCAAAAAAUAGCAUCCUUGUGUGCACUACCGGUAAUACCGUAUAACCCUGGAUGGCAGAGGCACAGUAUGAAAGUAUGGAAAUCUGUAUACUGCCCAAUCCUAAACCGUAGUCUUGGACUAAGAAGCACCUUUAAUUGAUAUUCUCCAUAGAUCGUCCUUUUGAAUCCAGGACAAGGCUCAAUCUGUAUCUGGGAAACCGGCCCUGUAUGUUUAGAGUUUAGUGUUCCUUUCCUAUAUACUGUGCAUAUGUUGCAUAUGGGUUGACUUAAGCAUUUCUUUAUGUGUUUAAAACUGCAGAAGAACAGAGGCAUCAUUCCCUUUUGUAGGCCCGCGGACCAAUAAAAAGUGUAUGGAUGUGGGUACACAGACCCACGAGCCACUGCGGCCCCUCAUGAGUUCAAUUUUUUUGUGGCCCACAUCAAACUUCCCAUCCCUGAUCUAGAGCCAUUUUUUCUAUAAAUAUGUACUGAAAACACUGUUCUCUGUGUGUGUGUGUGUGUGUGUGUGUAUGCGCACGUGUAUAUGUGCGUGUGUUACCGUUACUCUGAAACAAUGGAGGUGUCAGGGUGAAUUAUCUCUCUUCUCUGGCUGAGUGCUUAGAGAUGUACCCAGAGUUUUGCUGAGUUGCAGGUGAAUGAGUUGUUUUUCUUCUUUUCCUUCCCUUGUCUUUUUCCCCCUCCCUUUCUUUUGCUUUUCACUCUUGAGGUUCUCCAACAAGGUUGUUGGAAGAGGAUAAGGGGCCCGUGGAGAGGUUCAGGGAGAGGAGCAGACCUCUGGCACCGACCCUGGAAGAGAGGAGGGACCACCUCAUAGAGAGAAGGGUCCACAACAGAAGGAGGACGGAACAAUGCCAUUGGACAUCUGCCUUGGGACAGAGCCAUGACCAGUCUGGAGCCAGACUGAAGACUGGACUCCACACUCUGACUGAAACCUUCAAGCACAAAACUGAGACAGGUCUAGGUCUAGACCUCCAUGCCAGGCCAGAUGAUGAAGAGCCUCCAGUUUAGAAGCAUCGCCCCCAAGGCCCCAGCAGCGGUGGUUCCCUCCCCAGCCGCCAUCCUGUCCUGCCAGCACCCCUCUGCCCUCCCGGAGGCAGCCUCCACAGCCGUCAGCCCCAAGUCUAUCCUGGUCCCGGCCCAGAACUAUGCCCUGAUGCAGGUGGCAGGGCAGGAGGGUACCUUCUCUCUGGUGGCCCUGCCGCCCUCCGUAUCCCCUCAGUCGCCGCAGCAACAACAGCAGCAGCAACAGCCAAUCCAGAAGAACCUGAAGCUGCCCAUCCCCAGGUGCCAGCCAAUGAGGACCAAGAACACCCCGGAGAAGGUCAAAUCAGCCACGCCCACCGGUGGCAGCGCCAGGGGGGUGAGGACACUCGCCAAGGUUGCCUUGACAACUCGGGACCAUCGGUCAAUAGCAGCCGUAAAGAAGAAGUUGUCAUUGGCUGAGCCCAAGGAGGAGCCAUCAGAACAGGUCAUACUGAUCGACUCCUCAGCCUCCUCUGAGCUCUCUGCCCUCACAGCCCUGCUCCCAGACAACGCCAUGCUCUACACUGGCUCUCCUCUGGAGCGAAUAUCAGUGGUGGACACCACCCCCGACCACCGGUCCACUCCUGCCUACGCCCCCGGCCCUGUCACCAGCAUGCUGCAGAACCUCCACUACCCAUCUGGUGGCAUUACUAAAAGUUCCCCGGUCGAACCAUCACAGGAUGAGAGCAGCGGUAAGGUUGCUAUCAGGCCGUGCCAACCCAAGCCUGUAGCCCAACAGCCCCAUCCACAGCCAGCUAGUAGCAGCAUCACUGUCCUCUCUCCAGCCAUCUUCAGCAAAGCUGUCCAGAUCAUCUCCUCCCCACCCAAGGGCAAGCUGCCCAUCCUGCCCUACUCCAAGAUGAAAAGCACCCUCAUACCCACCGCCAAACUCAACCUCAAUGCCAUGUCCCCCAAGAAGGCUUUCCCUAGCCAGCCUGACCUCUCCCCUUAUCCCUCUGAUCCCCAGUCCAAGACCCCGGAGACUGCUGAGGCCCUAUGUCAGAACCACAUGCCAAACUCCCUGCUGCAGAGUCAGCCUCAGGCCAAGACCACAGGCACCCUGUCGCUGCUGGGAACGCUACAGAUCCAGAAACUAUCAGGCAAGAAGAGGGGGAGGAAGAGGAAGACAAUGGAGGACAUUCUGGCCUUUGAGGCGAGGAAAAAGAGGUCCUUGUCGUUCUUUCGGAGGAGGGUGCCAGAGAAGCCUUCUCUCUCAGCCGUCAUCUCCUCCCCGCUGUCUAAACAGCAGAGGGAGGUGGACAUCUCUAAGAAGUACCGCAGCAUCAGACCCAAGCCUCACCACAUGCUGCUGAUGGAGACUGUACCCCAGCUGGUCAGCCUGCCCUCCCUCACCUCCUCUGACAGCCUGGAUUCAGAGCUCCUCGUGGGGCAUCAGUUCUCUGCCGAGGUCCUGGAGCCCGGUCCUGCCCAGCCCCAGCCAGCCUCUACCCCGCUAUACCUGAAAGGGGGCCCUUCUCAGAGGGUCUACCUGGGCAGUAGCCAGCCCCUCCACCGCUGCCCUACCUGCAGCCGCUGCUUCCAGUUCAAACACCACCUCCAGAGCCAUAUGAACAGCCACACCAACAGCAGGCCUUACUUGUGUCCUGUGUGUCAUAAGGCCUAUGCUCACUCUGGCUCCCUCAGCACCCACAUGAAGCUGCAUCACUCUGACGGGAGACCGCGGCGGACGCUUCGCUGUGACUUCUGUGAGAAGGCGUUUGGCUACGUGGGUGUGUACUUCGGCCAUUUGCGGGAGGUGCAUAAGGUCAUCCUGACCGUGGAGCCGUCCGUCAGCCAGCAUGAAGACGACGUGCCUGUGGAGGGGGCCAUGUCUCCAGACCUGGGGGACAAGCAGGGCCAGGAGGAGCGUGAGGACCCGGUGGAGCUCCAGAUCAAGUGUAGCCGCUGUCAGGCCAUCACCCCCACCUUCGCCGACAUGAAGCUACACCUGCUCUAUGUGCAUGGGGAGGAGGUCCAGGUGUGCCUGCGGGACGGGGCUGGGGGGGUGGGAAGGUCACUGCGGGGGGGCCGGGAGGCAGAGGAUGAGCUGGUGAAACACGCCGCCCACUACUGGCGCCAGCUCAAUGAGAAGAGGAACCUAGUCCGGUGUGGGAGCUGUGAUGAAGAGUUCUUCUCCUUCUCCAAGCUGAAGCGUCAUAUCCUCUCCCACCACCAGGGGGGACCGGAAGAUGAUGGAGAGGGGGAGCCGACCGGCCCCUCAGCCCGGGGAGGGAGUGGGGUCCUGCGGCAGGGAUUGGUGUUUAACUGUGCACUGUGCAGCCAGGUCCUGGACAGUAAAGAGGAGGUGAUGGAGCACUGGAGGGGCCACCACCACUGUGAGGAGACCCAGGUACUCUGGGAGGCCCUCGGCUCCUACUCGGGAGAAAGGGAGAUGGACUUGCCCGACCACAGCACAUGUUAACAUUGCACUGGACACGUUCCAGGUCGUCUUUGUUGCAGUCACGCUGCACAUCUCAGAAUAUUGACUUUACUUAUUCCUUCUAGCCUUUAAAGAAGCGAAUUGCCAGAACAGUGCAUUUAAAAGAUUGAAAUAUCAUAUCAAUGUGGUUUCUGAGGUGUUAAACACUUUCCAGGCAUUGUGAGAUCUUAUAAUCGGGGCGGGCUGACUACAAUCAAUAUGCCCUCGAACGUACCCACUAUUUGUGUCUGUCUGAUCCAAUCAUGCUCUCAAACACACCCAGUUAGUCCCUAUUCACACUAUCCAGCCGACCCCGACCAUGCAGUACAUUUCCAGCAACUAUGGUGGCUGGGUAACCACUAACCAUGCAAGUAUAGCUCACCUCAGUAUGGUGAAUGGGUAUUAGUCCAUACAGAGGUCAGUUAUAGCACAGGUUAGUUUGUUAGAGAAUCCACUGGAUACAUUACAAAUUAUUAUUUUGGUAUUUUGUGGACUGCACUGUUUUUUUUGUUUUGUGUCAGUGUUGAUUUUGUGUUUAGUUUUUUCUAUGUUUUAAUAUUUUUGUUUAAUAAAAUGGAAAGGAUUUGGUUGUUUUGUAUUGCAUAUGUACAGUAUAAACCAUCCAACGUUUUACUGGUACUGUAUUUCUUUUUUUUGACAAUUUUUUACAUUGUAGAAUAAUAGUGAAUACAUCAACUAUGAAAUAACACAUGGAAUCAUGUAGUAACCCAAAAAGUGUUAAACAAAUCAAAAUAUAUUUUUGAUUCUUUAAAGUAGUCACCCUUUGCCUUGAUGACAGCUUUGCACACUUGGCAUUCUCACAACCAGCUUCAUGAGGAAUGCUUUUCCAACAUUCUUAAAGGAGUUCCCACAUAUGCUGAGCACUUGUUCGCUGCUUUUCCUUCACUCUGCGGUCCAACUCAUUCCAAACCAUCUCAAUUGGGUUCAGGUCGGGUGAUUGUGGAGGCCAGAUCAUCUGACACAGCGCUCCAUCACUCUCCUUGAUCAAAUAGCCCUUACACAGCCUGAAGGUCUGUUGGGUCAUUGUCCUGUUGAAAAACAAAUUAUAGUCACACUAAGCCCAAAUCAGAUGGGAUGGUGUAUCGCUGUAGUGGCCAUGCUGGUUAAGUGUGCCUUGAAUUUUAAAGAAAUCACAGAAAGUGUCACCAGCAAAGCACCCCCACACCACCUCCUCCAUGCUUCACGGUGGGAACCACACAUUCGGAGAUCAUCCGUUCACCUACUCUGCGUCUCACAAAGACAUGGCGAUUGGAACCAACAAUCUAAAAUCUGGACUCAUCAGACCAAAGGACAGAUUUCCACCGGUCUAAUGUCCAUUGCUCGUGUUUCUUGGCCCAUGCAAGUCUCUUCUUAUUGGUGUCCUUUAGUAGUGGUUUCUUUGCAGCAAUUCGACCAUGAAGGCCUGAUUCACGCAGUCUCUUCUGAACAGUUGAUGUUGAGAUGUGUCUCCUACUUGAACUCUGAAACAUUUAUUUGGACUGCAAUCUGAGGUGCAGUUAACUGUAAUGAACUUAUCCUCUGCAGCAGAGGGAACGCUGGGUCUUCCUUUCCUGUGGCGGUCCUCAUGAGAACCAAUUUCUUCAUAGUGCUUGAUGGUUUUUGCGACUGCACUUGAAGUAACUUUCAAAGUUCUUGAAAUUUUCCGAAUUGUCUGGCCUUCGUGUCUUGAUGAACUGUCAUUGCUCUUGGCUUAUUUAGGGUGUUCUUGCCAUAAUAUGGACUUGGUCUUUUACCAAAUAGGGCUAUCUUCUGUAUACCACCCCAACCUUGUCACAACACAACUGAUUGGCUCAAAUGCAUUAAGAAGGAAAGAUAUUCCACAAAUUAACUUUUGACAAGGCACACCUGUUAAUUGAAAUACAUUCCAGGUGACUACCUCAUGAAGCUGGUUGAGAGAAUGCCAAGAGUGUGCAAAGUUGUCAAAGGCAAAGGGUGGCUACUUUGAAGAAUCUCAAAUAAAAAAUAUAUUUUGAUUUGUUUAACACUUUUUUUUGGUCACUACAUGAUUCCAUGUGUUAUCUAAUAGUUUUGAUGUCUUCACUAUUAUUCUACAAUGUAGAAAAUAGUCCAAAUAAAGAAAAACCCUUGAAGGAGUAGGUGUGUUCACACUUGACUGAGCCUGUGUGUGUGUGUGUGUAAAUACAUAUAUAUAUAUAUAUAUAUAUAUAUAUAUAUAUAUAUAUAUAUAUGUAUGUAUAUAUAUAUGUAUAUAUAUGUGUAUAUGUGUUUGUUAAAACUAUGUAAAUAAACAUAUAUAUAUAUAUAUAUAUAUAUAUAUAUAUAUAUAUAUAUAUAUAUAUAUAUAUAUAUAUAUGUGUUUGUUAAAACUAUGUAAAUAAACAUAAUACUGGUAGAAACACAGGCAUAUUGUACCUAAAAUCUAUUGGCCUUGAAAACAGUCAUCUCAGCUAUGGUAAAUGAUUGACUGAAGUCUAAAGUCUAGGUUGUGGAUUUAGGGACAGAACUUUCCAAUUCAACUGUGUGUUACAGUAGCAGGAUCUAGCUAUUUUGACCUAGAAAGGAAAACCUUCUCAGUACACCAACACCUGACUGAAACGCCUGAGGCCUUCUGAAAAAUUCUAGUCUCGAGAUCUACCCAUACAUCUGGCUCAUAACCAACAUCGACUUUCAAACCGAUUAUAUAUUAUUAUAUACACUGAGUGUACAAACAUUAAGGACGCCUUCCUAACAUUGAGUUGCAUCCCCUUUUGCUCUCAGAACAGCCUCAAUUCGUCGGGACAUGGACUACAAGGUGUUGAAAGCGUUCCAUAGGGAUGCUGGCUCAUGUUGACUCCAAUGCUUCCCACAGUUGUCAAGUUGGCUGGAUGUCCUUUGGGUGGUGGACCAUUCUUGAUACACACGGGAAAUUGUUGAGCGUGGAAAAACCCAGAGGCAUUGCAGUUCUUGACACACUCAAACCGGUGCGCCUGGCACCUACUAUCAUAUCCCGUUCAAAGGCACUUAAAUAUUUUGUCUUGCUCAUUCACCCUCUUAAUAGCACGUAACACACAAUCCAUGUCUCACUUGUCUCGAGGCUUAAAGUGGAUUUAACAUCAAUAAGGGAUCAUAGCUUUCAUCUGGAUUCACCUGGUGAGUCUGUCAUGUGUAUUUUUGUUUGUGUACUCUGUGGUAAUGGAACGGGUGAAUGAUUGGUAACCACUGACAAAACUAGAUCUAUUCGUUACUAUUACAUUAUGAAGAAGUUCUGGAAGCAUUGAACUAAUGCUGCUAGCUAUUCAGUAUGAACCUGUGGAAUUGGGGCACCUGAGGUCUGUGAUUAAAACAUUGAAAAAUGUUAUAGAGACUGAAGUAAACUUGCAUGUUUUAUGCCUGUUUGUGAUUGGAAACCCAGCAGAAAAGCCUGUUUUCUCUUCUGUUUGCUUCUUACAAAUGGUUCAGUGUUGUUUCCUGGUUGGGAGAGUAAAUUGUAAAGGGGUAGUAGAUGUGGUUUAAACAUUUGUCAGACUGAUACAUUUGUCAGACUGUGUAACCUUUUUCAUACAAAACAAAUCACAGGGUAAGUUAAGUGAAUGUACCUUGAAUGUUUCAAAACCCUACCAAAUUCUCUCAAUAUACAUAUAUAUUGAAUAUAGACUUCUAUAGAUUAGAUUAUAGAUUAUAUAUAGCCAUCUAUAAAUACAGUAUAUUGAGAAUAUAUAUUUGCAUAGAAUAUAGUGAAUAUUCUGCUUUGUUCCAAUGGAGGAAACAAACUAGUUAGGAUUUUGUUAUCAUCAAACCGGCAACUUAAGCUGAGUAUAGCUCUCCUUGCUUGUCUGACACAAACCAGGGUGCAUUCCAAAUGACACUGUAUUCCCUAUAUACUGAAGUGCACUACUUUUAACCAUGGCCCCUAGUGCUCUCUUCAAAAGUAGUGCACUUUGUAGGGAAUGGGGUGCCAUUUGGGACACAUAUCAGGAAGAAGCAACAAUGAGAAAGAACUCCCCUCCCUUAGUGAGACUAGGCUAGACUUGCAGCACGUACAAAUCAAUGGCGUGAAAAGUAAUCACAUAGCUAAUAUGUCUUUCACAAAAUGGUGACUGUGUUGACUGUCUGAAAGUGUUUGUUUUGGGGGCUGUUUGUGAACCUAAAAACCUUACCUUUCUCAGAAUAAAACAAACAUAUGCGUUAUUGAAUAUGACAAUGACUGUGGGACGUAUGUAACGAGAUAACAAAUAAAUGUAUAUUUAUUUCCAGUAACAGUAUGUUUUCCCUGCUCAGGUAACCGCAAAACCAACCCUGUUGUACGUAACAAUAAAGUUGGAGGAUGAAUCCAU
Messenger RNA from Salvelinus fontinalis (brook trout), 8102 nucleotides. Its product is annotated as zinc finger protein 438-like. Gene Ontology annotation, molecular function: sequence-specific DNA binding; DNA-binding transcription factor activity, RNA polymerase II-specific. Gene Ontology annotation, cellular component: nucleus. The transcript is spliced from 5 exons. The record is from RefSeq and is a predicted model, not a curated record. Lineage: Eukaryota; Metazoa; Chordata; Actinopteri; Salmoniformes; Salmonidae. The coding region runs from base 1339 to 3810 and encodes 823 amino acids. Gene Ontology annotation, biological process: regulation of transcription by RNA polymerase II.